This is a messenger RNA of Humulus lupulus (European hop), 1314 nucleotides long. RefSeq lists its product as uncharacterized. The record is from RefSeq and is a predicted model, not a curated record. The transcript is spliced from 3 exons. Lineage: Eukaryota; Viridiplantae; Streptophyta; Magnoliopsida; Rosales; Cannabaceae. The coding region runs from base 1 to 1314 and encodes 437 amino acids.
AUGAAAACCCAAACUGUAUUGGAGUCGGCUAAUGUUGUUAUUGAUGAUGCCAGGGAUUUUUCUGAGUUUUCUAUUGAGGAAGAAAUUGAUAAGUUUAUUAAUGAACCUACUGAAAAACUCGAAGAAGCUUAUGUUAGUGAUACUACUGUGGCAACGUCUGGUCCAUCUGUUCCAACAGAUCACGAAUCCGAUGAAACAGAUUAUGGAGAGAUAGAAAAUAAAUUUCUAGAUAUUAUUUCAGAAGUUUCCCAUGAAGCCGAGUCAGUCCAAGAAGAACUCUUUGGCUCCAAAAAGAAAGUUGGUGUUGGGUUCGUCUUCAUCUCCCUUGACUACUGCCAAGAAAAGAUUGAAGGCUCACCUCUUUCUCCAUCUUCCUCUGAAUCUGAACCUGAGGAAGCGAAAUCUGAGUUGAAGAAACAUGAUACCACCUUAUCUGAUGAAUCUGUUCCUGACAAUGCUGAAUCAGAGGCUGAGUCUAAUGGGCCAGAACAAGAAGAUGUUGUCCCUACUGAACAAGAAGCCGAAUCUGAAACAGAGCCAGUUGCAACUCCAUUUUCGUCCAAGGCUAAAGGCAAGAGGCCUAUUUCAGAUUCUACACCAUCUCAAAGACUCUCAGGUGUUAAUUUCAAACCGCAUUCUCUUAUUUUUUGUUAUAAUGACAAUGCUCGCGAUAUGGUUCUCUAUGCUCAAAGGAAAUUUCUCAUUGAGAAAAAUCAUGUCUUAAGUGAUCAUCGUCCUUUUGGUGUUCUAACUAUGCUUCCAGAUCGAAAAUGGACAGGUUCUUUGGUUAAAUUUACUGGUUUGGUGGAUAGAAUAGUCAAGGAAUUCUAUGCCAAUAUUACUGAUGAAAUUAUUGACCCUAAAUCUCCUUUGUAUUGUAAAGUGUAUGUUAGGGGUCAUUGGUCCUCUUUUUCUCCACAAGAUAUUGCACAGGCUUUGCAUCUUCCUCUUGAUGUUGAGAAUGAUGAUGAUCUUGACUCUCCUGACAAGGAUGAGGUCAUCACUGAACUAGUAGGACAAAAAAUGGUAUGGCUACCUAAUACAGUCAUCUUGGUUACCAAUCUCACCUACACUUAUGUUGUUCUCCAUAAGUUUGCCACAACGAAUUGGAAACCAACUUCUCACACCGCAAGUAUCUCAUUUGACAUGGCUUCCUUUUUGUACAAAGUGGGGACCAGAAUUGCUGUUGAUGCUCCAUCAUCCAAGAAGGCCAAGCCUCAAUCUCUGACUUUUUCCUCGGAUGACAAUCCUCCUGUAUCCUCAUCUAUUCCCAUAGAUUCAGGACCUGUUUCUAUAGAACUAGCUGCUGUUUGA